AUGGAGUCGAUCGAUCCGAGUACGCCCACAGCGCACUCAUGGAACACCCAGCUGACUGUCCUUGAACAAGAUGUUCUUGAUGAGUACGCACGACUAGAUGAGAACCUAAGAACGCUUGCCUGUAAGCUGGAUGAACUUGCGAACUGUCCCACGACUGAGAUAAUGGAUGGCCUGCGCCAGCUUGAGCGCAAGUCAGGCCUCGUUUAUACCCUACUUAAGGCGAGCGUCUACAGUAUUGUCUUACAACAAGAAAUGUACGCCGUUGAUAACGCCGAAACGCCAUGA
Blumeria graminis f. sp. triticale is the source of this 285-nucleotide messenger RNA. Lineage: Eukaryota; Fungi; Ascomycota; Leotiomycetes; Helotiales; Erysiphaceae. The record is from the annotation of a GenBank genome assembly.